AUGAUUCUCAAUCUUAUAAUCCUACUUGCCAUAUCUAUUGUGGCAUCUGCGUCAAAUAUUGCAGCAUACUGGGGACAAAAUGCUGGAGGAGAUCAACAAACUUUGGGAGAUUACUGUUCUUCUAGUCCUGCAAGCAUUAUAAUACUUUCGUUUCUUGAUGGGUUCCCCAAUCUUCUGUUGAACUUUGCUAAUCAAUGUUCUGGGACAUUCAGCAGCGGUCUUGCCCACUGCUCUCAAAUAGGAUCAGAUAUCAAAUCGUGUCAACAACAAGGCAAGACAAUUUUACUUUCACUUGGAGGAGCCACGGGCAAUUACGGGUUUUCUUCCGACUCAGAAGCAGUUCAAUUUGCAGGAACAUUAUGGAAUAAAUUUGGAGGUGGGAAAGACUCAGAAAGACCUUUUGACGAUGCAAUUGUUGAUGGGUUUGAUUUUGAUAUUGAAAAUAAAGACCAGACAGGUUAUGCUGCUUUAGCGACUCAAUUAAGAAAAUAUUUUAGCACUGGAACUAAAUCUUAUUACUUGUCAGCUGCUCCACAAUGCCCAUACCCUGAUGAGUCGGUAGGUGACUUAAUGUCCCAAGUUGAUUUAGAUUUUGCAUUUAUACAAUUUUAUAACAACUACUGUUCGCUCAAUCAGCAAUUCAACUGGAACUCAUGGAGCAACUAUGCCAGAGGUAAAAGUAUUAAACUUUAUUUGGGCCUUCCUGGCUCAUCAUCGUCUGCUGGCUCCGGAUUUGUUGGUUUGUCGACUGUUCAAAGAGUCGUGGCUAGUAUCAAGGGGGAUCUGAGUUUUGGCGGUAUAUCUAUUUGGGAUAUUUCCUCAGCAGAAAAUGGUGGAUACCUCAACCAAUUACAUCAAGCUUUGAGUGGAUCAGGAAGUCCAGCAGCUCCUUCAAACUCGUACCAACCAAACACACCACUCACAAGAACUUAUGGUGGAAGCACUGCUACUGCAUCAGCUUAUAUUUCAGUUGGAUUUACAGCAGGAGCCACACACGGAUCUACAACCACCAAUGACCUUCUCGCCUGGAUAGAUAGUUUAUUUGGUUCAUCUCAAUCCUCUGUACAACAAUACGCCACACCAGUCCAGUCUGUCACAGCAACGCCACAACCUGUUGCUGCUACUACUACAUCUGCUCCAAAACCCACGGCGUCAGCGUUCAAUUGGUUUGGUUGGUUUGAUGGAACAACCACCUCCACGACGCUACAAACUGUGUACUCAACUGUCCCAGCAGAUCAAACAGUAUAUGUGACAUUAACUACCACAGUGGGCAGCCAAAUGCUACAAUCCUUAUUCGACAAAAGAGAUGUUAUCGCUGAAGCAAAAUCUACAAACUUGCAAAUAUGCUGGUUGUUAUUUAUUCCACUACUUGCUCUUAUAUGUUCAUAG
Candida albicans SC5314 is the source of this 1389-nucleotide messenger RNA. RefSeq names its product Cht1p (gene CHT1). The transcript has a single exon. Gene Ontology annotation, molecular function: chitinase activity. Gene Ontology annotation, biological process: carbohydrate metabolic process. Lineage: Eukaryota; Fungi; Ascomycota; Pichiomycetes; Serinales; Debaryomycetaceae. Gene Ontology annotation, cellular component: extracellular region. The record is from RefSeq and is a predicted model, not a curated record. The coding region runs from base 1 to 1389 and encodes 462 amino acids.